This is a messenger RNA of Microplitis mediator, 1704 nucleotides long. RefSeq lists its product as uncharacterized. The record is from RefSeq and is a predicted model, not a curated record. The coding region runs from base 1 to 1704 and encodes 567 amino acids. The transcript has a single exon. Lineage: Eukaryota; Metazoa; Arthropoda; Insecta; Hymenoptera; Braconidae.
AUGGAAAUUGAUAGACUUCUGGAAAUUGGGGCGAUUAUUCGAGAAGAGCCUAUUGAGGAUCAAUUUUUAUCUCCUUUCUUUCUGGUUCCCAAAUCAGAUGGUAAACAGAGAUUUAUUUUAAAUUUGAAAGGAUUGAAUCUUUUAAUUCAAACUGAGCAUUUUAAGCUCGAGGAUUUGAGGUCUGCGUGUAACCUUUUGGAGCUGGACUGGUUCAUGGGUACGAUUGAUCUCAAAGAUGCAUAUUUUUUAGUUCCUGUAUGGCAGAGCCAUAGAAAAUUCUUAAGGUUUAUUUUUAAGGAACAGAUUUUUGAAUUUGUUUGUUUGCCUUUUGGUUUGAGUUCAAGUUCGCAUGUUUUCACUAAACUUAUGAAACCAGUGAUUAGUUUUCUUCGUUUAAGAGGUUUUUAUUCAGUUUUAUAUCUUGAUGAUUUUCUUUGUCUCGGAAGUACCUUUGAAGAAUGCGCUGAGAAUCUCAGAGUGACCAUUGAUCUUCUAGAGCGUCUGGGCUUUAUUGUUAACAGGAAAAAAUCAAUGUUAACACCUGAUUGGCGGUGCAGAUAUUUAGGUUUUAUUUUGGAUUCCCAUUCAAUGAUGGUGGAGCUGCCAGAGGAUAAAAGGAAAGCUUUGUUAGAUCAAAUUAAUAUUUUUCAGCAUAAAAAAGAGGUUAAAAUUCGUGAUUUUGCAAAAUUAUUGGGGUCUUUAGUGGCCUGUUGCCAAGCAGUGGAAUAUAGUUUAUUGCACUGUCGAUUAUUUGAGCGAGCAAAAAUAACAGCUUUAAAUAACAGUGGCGGAUAUUUUGAUGCAGUUAUGAAGUUACCUGGCAUGAUCCAAGAAGAUUGGAUUUGGUGGAAAAAAGCUUUGUUAAAUCCUUGUAGAAAAAUUAGAAAAAAUAUUUAUGAUCGAAUAAUUUUUUCGGAUGCUUCCUUAUCAGGUUGGGGUGCCUUUUGUGAUAAGAAAGGAGCACAUGGUUUGUGGAAUCAGGAAGAAAGAGCUCUACAUAUUAACCAUUUGGAAUUAAAGGCAGCUUUAUUAGCUUUAAAGUGUUUUGCGUCAGAUUUGCGUGAUUUGGAGAUUUUACUAAGAGUUGACAAUACCACUACUAUGGCUUAUAUUAAUCGUAUGGGCGGUGUUAGAUACGCUGGCUUACAUAAACUGGCUCAAGAAUUUUGGAAUUGGUGUGAAGAACGUCGACUAUGGGUACACGCAUCCUAUAUCCCUUCGGAGGAUAAUAUUGAAGCAGAUCGGUGUUCUAGGAUUGAUAAUUUUGAUACGGAGUGGGAGCUUGCGAAUUAUGCGUUUGACAUGGUAGUAAGGAAUUUUGGGAAUUUAGAAAUUGAUUUAUUUGCAUCUAGAAUUAAUUCGAAAUAUCCUGUCUAUUGUUCCUGGAAAAGAGAUCCUAAUGCGUGGGCUUUUGAUGCUUUUACUAUUUCUUGGAGUAAAUGGUUCUUUUAUGCCUUUCCUCCUUUUUCAAUGGUGGCAAAGGUUAUCAGAAAAAUUAAAAAAGAUAAAGCUAAGGGUGUUUUGAUAUUACCUUAUUGGCCAACGCAGAAUUGGUUUCCAGCCUUUCAAAGAUUGGCGGAUAGUGAUUGGGUUUGGCUAGAAGCAAGUACUAAUUUGCUUGUGUCUCCUUGUAGAUCGCGUCAACAUCCUCUAGCAUCAAAGCUUACCCUGGUUGCCGCCAGGCUAUCAGCGAAGCGCUCAUAA